AUGAUCCUUGGAGAAUUGGAUGGCGACUUGAUCAACGCUUGGCCUUAUGCUUACCAUGACAGGUUCGGAACUGCCAUCUGGGAUUGUGAUGAGCCCAUUUAUGCGGGAGCACUGUUCCUCCUGGCGCUCGCGCUUGCGGAUGGAGCUCUCUUUGGAUUUACGUCUCCUGAAGAAGUCUUCGAGCAGAGAAUUCCCCCAGGGGAGAAUGAGCUAGUGCUCUCAUGGAAGGACGAGGCAAGAGACCGACGCGUCGUCAGAAGUGUCACAGCUGAAGGAGUCGGUGAAGAUCCGUUGACAAAGGAGCAGUAUCAGAAAGACCUCCGCCGAAUUUUGAUCUGGGUUGGCUUUUUCAUUACAGCCACGGUCCAUGCUAUGCGCCGCGAGCUAGGGAAGGCAGUUGCAGCCAAAUAUGCCUCUGCCCUUGUAGCGCAGGUACUUACGCACGGCUCCGAGGCGAUCUACGGAGACAACUACCUGGCCAACUGUUCCGGUGUAGAUGUGGUCAACGCGUUGAGGCGUCGGCCCACAGACCAUACUCACCUUGAAUAUUUCCAAGGCUUUGAACAGUACCAUGAGAACGGCCUUCCUCAUCGGCUGCCUACGGAGGAGGAAGAGAAGCUCGAUGAGCAUCCCGAUUUGAUUGCCAAAGACCUGGAGAUUGAGAACGCGCGGUCCGCUGAUGACAUUAAGAAACUACGCCAAGACCGUAGCGUCAUUAGGCGAAAGCUCUAUUCCAAAGCGUUGCAGAAGUAUCAAACUCAUUGGGUGCAGGAGCGACGCGACUGGAAAAUUAUGACUCGCGGCCGAGAACGUCCGGAUCAUGUUGAGCAGGUGGCACAAAAACAGGCUCUGUGCAAGCUCAUGCCCGAGUUAGGUCGUUUGGCGGCAAUCAUGUCGACCAAUAAACCACUUUCUUUCCAUGAGAAAGCGAGCGUGGUGAGGGAUCUUUACACCCAAUGUCUCCGUGACUUUUCCGUGGUAUAUCGACCGGGAGAAGAGCCUGUAAAAGGGCGCUGCCCAGUCACAAGUUGCAACAAAGACUUAGACACGUGA
This is a messenger RNA of Aspergillus melleus, 1053 nucleotides long. RefSeq lists its product as uncharacterized. NCBI's taxonomy places the organism in Eukaryota, Fungi, Ascomycota, Eurotiomycetes, Eurotiales, Aspergillaceae. The coding region runs from base 1 to 1053 and encodes 350 amino acids. The transcript is spliced from 3 exons. The record is from RefSeq and is a predicted model, not a curated record.